UAUAUGAGCGCAUGCGCAGCGGCGCGCGGGGCCGGGGCGGCGGAGAAGAUGGCGGCGGUGCGGGCGGUACGCGGGCUGGUGAACGGCGCCGGGCCCGGCGGGCCGCGGGACCAGGUGGCGGCCCUCACCCGCGACUACCUCUCCCAGCCGCGCCUCACUUAUAAAACUGUAUCGGGUGUGAAUGGUCCCCUGGUUAUCUUGGAUCAAGUUAAGUUUCCUAGGUAUGCAGAGAUUGUCCAUUUGACUCUUCCUGAUGGCACAAGAAGAAGUGGGCAGGUGCUGGAGGUCAGCGGCUCCAAAGCUGUGGUUCAGGUAUUUGAAGGAACUUCAGGUAUUGAUGCUAAGAAAACAUCUUGUGAGUUUACUGGGGAUAUUCUUCGAACCCCUGUCUCUGAGGAUAUGCUUGGCAGAGUAUUUAAUGGAUCAGGAAAACCUAUAGACAGAGGCCCCAUUGUCUUGGCUGAGGACUUCCUUGACAUAAUGGGUCAGCCAAUCAAUCCCCAAUGUCGUAUCUAUCCAGAAGAAAUGAUUCAAACUGGCAUUUCUGCUAUAGAUGGUAUGAACAGUAUUGCCAGGGGGCAGAAAAUCCCCAUAUUCUCAGCUGCUGGCUUGCCCCACAAUGAGAUCGCAGCUCAGAUCUGUCGCCAGGCUGGCUUGGUGAAGAAGUCCAAAGAUGUGAUGGACUACAGUGAGGAAAACUUUGCCAUCGUGUUUGCUGCUAUGGGUGUGAACAUGGAAACUGCUCGGUUCUUCAAAUCAGACUUUGAGGAAAAUGGGUCCAUGGACAAUGUGUGUCUGUUCCUGAAUUUGGCCAAUGAUCCGACCAUUGAACGCAUUAUCACGCCUCGUCUAGCUCUAACGACAGCAGAGUUCUUGGCGUAUCAGUGUGAGAAGCACGUGUUGGUCAUUCUGACAGAUAUGAGCUCCUAUGCUGAAGCUCUGCGAGAGGUUUCGGCAGCUAGAGAGGAAGUGCCUGGCCGUCGUGGUUUCCCAGGUUACAUGUACACUGACUUGGCUACUAUAUAUGAGCGCGCUGGGCGCGUGGAAGGCAGAAAUGGUUCCAUUACUCAGAUUCCUAUUCUUACCAUGCCCAAUGAUGAUAUUACUCAUCCUAUCCCUGACUUGACUGGAUACAUCACCGAGGGACAAAUCUACGUGGACAGGCAGCUGCAUAACAGACAGAUUUACCCGCCCAUUAAUGUCUUGCCCUCCUUGUCUCGACUGAUGAAGUCAGCUAUUGGAGAGGGUAUGACCAGGAAGGACCAUGCAGAUGUAUCCAACCAACUGUAUGCCUGCUAUGCUAUCGGAAAGGAUGUACAGGCUAUGAAGGCUGUAGUUGGUGAGGAAGCUCUUACCUCGGAUGAUCUUCUUUAUCUGGAGUUUCUGCAGAAGUUUGAGAAGAACUUCAUUGCUCAGGGUCCUUAUGAAAACCGCACUGUUUACGAGACCUUGGACAUUGGAUGGCAGCUUUUGCGAAUCUUCCCCAAGGAGAUGUUGAAGAGAAUUCCUCAGACAACACUGGCUGAAUUCUAUCCUCGAGAUUCAACUGCAAAACACUAGCCACAGCUUCAUCUCUGAUUCCUUGCUCUGUGAAAUGCUGUUUGUUUUCUUUUUUCAUGUGUUGGUGUUUACUUGUUGCCCUUACAAUUAAAACCAAGAAUAGGUGACAUUUGUGCCAGUGUUCCAAUGUACACUGAUACCAGUUUUUAAAAUAUCCCUUCUUCCAAAGCCUGGAUCUUCAGGAAAAUACUUAGGCCAGCUCUUACAAAUGUGCAAUAGCUAUUACGAAGCUUGUUCUUUGAACUGGACUUUUUGUAGACAUUUCAAGGGGAAAGUCUGAGGAUUACCAGAAAUUGCAAAUCUUUACUUUGAAACCAGGAGCACGUGGUUUAGAAACCAUGAAAGAGCCAAUGUGACUUCCUUUGUCCAGAGCAUCUGCUCAGUACGGUCUUAGGCGGUUGCUGAGCUGCUGGUAGAACAGAUGGCACUCUGCUGUCCUGCUGCUGUGCCUGAAGACCAGGCUAAUGUGUGGAAAGCGUGGUGUGUGACAACAUACCUUUCUGAAAAGUGCCAGUUCCUGAUUUUUUUUAACUAUGGCUUAAGAUUCUUAAAGGUGUGCAUGAACUGAGAACACUAGUAGGCACGCUAGGUGCUUUUCCACAAGCAAAGGGUCUCCUCAGAGGUCACAGGCCAGUGUGUUGCUACCUGAACGUAGCAUGAUAAGGCGUAAUUACCGAAUCGAAGGUUUCAAACUGAAGUUUGCAGAGUAGGUUUCCUACUUACCCUUGUCUUUUUUUUCCUUUGAAUUCUGGAAAUGCCAGAGACACAAAAGAGCAGCUAAAGCAUUAUGAGAUCAGUAGUGUCCCAGCGGGCAAAAACUGUAGGUAAUUCAAGGCUUUGUGCUGCUACUGAAGGGGAUUAUGAGAUGUAAAAAAAAAAAAAAGAAAAA
Messenger RNA from Chroicocephalus ridibundus (black-headed gull), 2449 nucleotides. It is a transcript of the gene ATP6V1B2, whose product is annotated as ATPase H+ transporting V1 subunit B2. Gene Ontology annotation, molecular function: ATP binding; proton-transporting ATPase activity, rotational mechanism. The coding region runs from base 4 to 1560 and encodes 518 amino acids. The record is from RefSeq and is a predicted model, not a curated record. The transcript is spliced from 14 exons. Lineage: Eukaryota; Metazoa; Chordata; Aves; Charadriiformes; Laridae. Gene Ontology annotation, biological process: proton transmembrane transport; vacuolar acidification; ATP metabolic process. Gene Ontology annotation, cellular component: proton-transporting V-type ATPase, V1 domain.